Molecule: messenger RNA, 1596 nt
Organism: Rhinichthys klamathensis goyatoka
Lineage: Eukaryota; Metazoa; Chordata; Actinopteri; Cypriniformes; Leuciscidae
Gene: mdh1aa
Product: malate dehydrogenase 1Aa, NAD (soluble)
Exons: 9
Coding region: 241-1293 (350 amino acids)
Biological process (GO): malate metabolic process; oxaloacetate metabolic process; tricarboxylic acid cycle
Cellular component (GO): cytosol; mitochondrion
Molecular function (GO): L-malate dehydrogenase (NAD+) activity
Source: RefSeq, a predicted model, not a curated record
CAGAAAUGGCGGAAAGAUUACUCGAUGUAGAGUUAUUUUUGUCUCCCAAAGCUCAUUAGGUGCGGAAGGGUGACUGAAAACACACCACGCGCCCCGUGUGUAUCCGUCUCGCGCCUGUGAGCUCAGGUUACCGCGAACACCGCUCUGCGUCUCAGCGCGUCCCACAAAAACACCCACUUUUGUGUUCUGGGGAGGGAAAACAGACUCCAUCGGACACUUCGAGGGACAGACUGCUUGAAAAUGUUGACCCUGUUGUCGGCUAUGUACUUGGUGGUGCGCACGGCUUCGGCGCAGGCCGAGCCGAUCCGAGUCCUGGUGACUGGCGCAGCGGGGCAGAUCGCAUAUUCUCUGCUGUACAGCAUUGCUAAAGGAGAUGUGUUCGGCAAGGACCAGCCAAUCAUCUUGGUGCUUCUGGAUAUCACUCCCAUGCUGCCCGUGCUGGAUGGGGUCGUCAUGGAGCUGCAGGAUUGUGCUCUUCCUCUUCUGAGGGAUGUGAUUCCUACUGAUAAGGUUGAGGUGGGCUUCAAAGAUCUUGACGCUGCCAUCUUGGUGGGGUCUAUGCCAAGAAAAGAGGGCAUGGAGAGGAAGGACCUACUAAAAGCCAACGUGGCCAUUUUUAAAACCCAAGGUGAAGCACUGGAGAAGUACGCCAAGAAGACAGUCAAGGUGCUUGUUGUCGGGAACCCAGCCAACACCAACUGUUUGAUCGCCUCCAAAUCUGCUCCCUCCAUUCCUAAGGAGAACUUCUCCUGCCUGACCCGUCUGGACCACAACAGGGCCCGCUCUCAGGUGGCGAUGCGUGUUGGUGUGUCAUCUGACAGUGUGAAGAAUGUGAUUAUCUGGGGAAAUCACUCCUCAACUCAGUACCCAGAUGUGCACCAUGCUACUGUGAACCACAAUGGGAAGGAGAUGGCAGCCUUUGACGCUGUGAAUGACGAAAGCUGGCUGAAGGGCGACUUCAUCUCCACGGUGCAGCUGAGAGGUGCAGCUGUUAUCAAGGCCAGGAAGCUCUCCAGCGCAAUGUCUGCUGCCAAAGCCAUCUGUGACCACAUGAGGGACAUCUGGUUCGGCACUCCUGAUGGCGAAUGGGUGUCUAUGGGCGUCUACUCCUCUGGUAAUUCCUAUGGAGUUGAUGAUGACCUCAUGUACUCCUUCCCUGUUAAGAUCAAGAACAAGACCUGGAAGGUGGUUGACGGACUCGCCAUCAACGAUUUCUCCCGCGGUAAGAUGGACGCCACCACCACUGAGCUGGUCGAUGAGAGAGACACGGCACUCACCUUCCUUGGAGCGUGACUCAAGACAACACAACAGCCGUUAGACCUUUCCAAGUCCCUAAAUCCCCGACUGUAACGUCCUGUAGAUGUCACAGCUGACCGUGUGUGUGUGUGGAUAUUCAUGUAUCUUAACAUGUGCGUGCGUGCGUGCGUGUGUGUUGCUUCACCAGAAACGUUUGCAAUGUAACUUACUCCGCUUGAAGUGUCCGGGGCAACACCUGAAGGAAAACCUUUUUCAAUUAGAACUGUUACGCACAUGGUUGUCCUGACCAAAAUAAUGAUCAUCUGUCAUGCAACAAUAAAAUGCCAUGUGGAAAAUAAA